Molecule: messenger RNA, 6452 nt
Organism: Chinchilla lanigera (long-tailed chinchilla)
Lineage: Eukaryota; Metazoa; Chordata; Mammalia; Rodentia; Chinchillidae
Gene: Sorcs1
Product: sortilin-related VPS10 domain containing receptor 1
Biological process (GO): post-Golgi vesicle-mediated transport
Cellular component (GO): Golgi apparatus; membrane
Molecular function (GO): protein binding
Source: RefSeq, a predicted model, not a curated record
GGGCCGCGCCGAAGGACGGAGCGCAGCCCGAGCCCGCGACCCGCGAGCGCGACCCGGACAGAGCGCCCCGCUUCCGAGCGGAGGAGCUGCGGCUGACCAGCACCACGUUCGCGCUGACCGGGGACUCCGCGCACAACCAAGCCAUGGUCCACUGGUCCGGCCACAACAGCAGCGUGAUUCUCAUCCUGACGAAGCUCUAUGACUAUAACCUGGGGAGCAUCACCGAGAGCUCACUUUGGAGGUCAACCGAUUACGGGACAACUUAUGAGAAGCUGAAUGACAAAGUGGGUUUGAAGACAAUUUUGAGCUACCUCUAUGUGUGUCCUACCAAUAAGCGUAAGAUUAUGCUGCUCACAGACCCAGAGCUUGAGAGCAGCUUAUUGAUCAGCUCAGAUGAAGGGGCCACGUAUCAGAAGUACCGGCUGAGCUUUUACAUCCAGAGCUUGCUGUUCCACCCGAAGCAGGAAGACUGGAUUCUGGCGUACAGUCAAGACCAAAAGCUCUACAGCUCUGCUGAAUUUGGGAGAAGGUGGCAGCUUAUCCAGGAAGGAGUGGUACCAAACAGGUUCUACUGGUCUGUGAUGGGAUCGAACAAGGAGCCAGACCUCGUGCAUCUCGAGGCCAGAACUGUGGAUGGUCAUUCACAAUAUCUCACUUGCAGAAUGCAGAACUGCACCGACGCGAACAAGAACAAACCUUUCCCAGGCUACAUCGACCCAGACUCUCUGAUCGUCCAGGAUGACUAUGUGUUUGUCCAGCUGACAUCAGGAGGAAGACCACAUUAUUACGUGUCCUACCGAAGGAACGCGUUCGCCCAGAUGAAGCUUCCGAAGUACGCUUUGCCCAAGGACAUGCACGUUAUCAGCACAGACGAGAACCAGGUCUUUGCAGCUGUGCAAGAGUGGAACCAAAACGACACUUACAACCUCUAUAUCUCGGACACCCGCGGUGUGUAUUUCACCCUGGCCUUGGAGAACGUCCAGAGCAGCAGAGGCCCCGAGGGCAACGUCAUGAUCGACCUCUACGAGGUAGCAGGGAUAAAGGGAAUGUUCUUGGCGAACAAGAAGAUUGACAACCAAGUGAAGACUUUCAUCACGUACAACAAAGGCCGAGACUGGCGCUUGCUGCAGGCACCAGACACGGAUUUAAGGGGGGACCCCGUGCACUGUCUGCUGCCUUACUGCUCACUGCACCUUCACCUGAAAGUCUCUGAGAAUCCCUACACGUCAGGGAUCAUUGCCAGCAGAGACACAGCUCCAAGCAUCAUAGUUGCUUCAGGUAAUAUAGGUUCUGAAUUGUCGGACAAUGACAUCAGCAUGUUUGUCUCUUCAGAUGCAGGGAAUACUUGGAGGCAGAUCUUUGAGGAAGAGCACAGCAUUCUGUAUCUUGAUCAAGGUGGAGUCCUGGUUGCUAUGAAACACACAUCCCUCCCAAUACGACAUCUUUGGCUGAGUUUUGAUGAAGGAAGGUCUUGGAGCAAAUACAGUUUCACUUCCACUCCCCUGUUUGUGGACGGGGUCCUGGGCGAGCCCGGAGAAGAGACACUGAUCAUGACAGUGUUCGGACACUUCAGCCAUCGGUCUGAGUGGCAGCUGGUCAAAGUGGACUACAAGUCCAUCUUCGACAGACGGUGCGCCGAGGAGGACUACACACCUUGGCACUUGUACAACCAGGGGGAGGCGUGCAUCAUGGGAGCCAAAAGGAAAUACAAGAAGCGGAAAUCAGAGCGGAAGUGUAUGCAGGGGAAAUACGCGGGCGCCAUGGAAUCUGAACCCUGUGUCUGCACAGAGGCUGACUUUGACUGUGACUAUGGCUAUGAGCGGCACAGCAAUGGACAGUGCCUGCCAGCUUUUUGGUUCAAUCCAUCCUCUCUGUCAAAGGACUGCAGCGUGGGACAGAGCUACCUCAACAGCACUGGGUACAGAAAAGUGGUUUCCAACAACUGCACGGACGGAGUGAGAGAGCAGUACACCGCCAAACCGCAGAAGUGUCCGGGCAAGGCCCCUCGCGGGCUGCGGAUCGUCACUGCGGACGGGAAGCUGAUGGCGGAGCAAGGCCACAACGUCACCCUGCUCGUGCAGCUGGAAGAGGGUGACGUUCAGCGGACGCUCAUCCAAGUGGACUUUGGGGAUGGCAUCGCGGUGUCUUACGUCAACCUCAGCUCCAUGGAGGAUGGGAUCAAGCAUGUCUACCAGAACGUGGGCAUCUUCCGGGUGACCGUGCAAGUGGACAACAGUCUGGGGUCUGACAGCGCUGUCCUGUACUUACAUGUAACUUGUCCCCUGGAGCAUGUGCACCUCUCCCUCCCCUUCGUCACCACAAAGAAUAAAGAGGUCAACGCGACCGCAGUUCUGUGGCCCAGCCAAGUGGGCACCCUCACAUACGUGUGGUGGUACGGAAACAACACGGAGCCCCUGAUCACCUUGGAGGGAAGCAUAUCGUUCAAGUUCACUUCGGAGGGAAUGAAUACCAUCACAGUGCAGGUCUCUGCAGGGAAUGCCAUCCUGCAGGACACGAAGACCAUUGCAGUGUACGAGGAGUUCCGCUCUCUCCGCCUGUCCUUCUCGCCCAACCUGGAUGACUACAACCCAGACAUCCCUGAGUGGAGGAGGGACAUCGGCCGCGUCAUCAGGAAGGCCCUGGUACAGGCUACAGGGGUUCCAAGCCAGCACAUCCUGGUCGCCGUGCUGCCGGGCCUGCCCACUGCUGCGGAGCUCUUCGUUUUGCCCUACCAGGACCCAACAGGAGAAAACAGAAGGUCGCCUGAGGAUCUGGAGCAGAUUUCAGAAGCACUGAUCCACAAGCUCAACCAAAACUCAGUGCACUUUGAGCUGAAGCCUGGGGUCCAAGUCCUUGUCCAUGCGGCACACCUAACUGCAGCCCCGCUGGUGGAUCUCACACCAACCCACAGUGGGUCCGCCAUGCUGAUGCUGCUCUCGGUGGUGUUUGUGGGACUGGCUGUGUUCGUCAUCUACAAGUUCAAAAGGAAGAUCCCGGGAAUUAAUGUUUAUGCCCAGAUGCAGAAUGAGAAAGAACAAGAGAUGAUCAGUCCAGGCAGUCACACUGAAACCAGGGCCAGUGUCCCUCACACUGAACUAAGGAGGCCUGGCCAGCUUGUAGAUGAGAAGGUGGAGUCACAGCUCAUAGGAAGUAUUUCCAUAGUUGCUGAGAAUCAAAGCACAAAAGAAAUCCCUACCUAUGUAAAUGUUUGAAUGGAGGACGCCAGUAAAACAAACAAAACAAACAAACAAUAAAAAAAAAAAAAAAAAACCAAAAUCCAAACAAACAAACACUCACUGCAUCGGGACGUUUUAAUUCUUCCGACACAGACAACAAGGGUUUUUAGCUUUAAGCCUGUGCAUGUGGACACUAACUUAAGAACAUGUUCAGAGGGGUAGUGUACAGGUGCUCUAUUUUAAUGGAAAACACUCCCCUCUCCUUCUCUUCUCUUUUUUCUGAUCGGUCGUGUUUGUAGAAAAUUCAUAACAUAUAUAGGCCAAGGAAAUCUGCAUGCAUUUUUGGAAAUAUUCUUGGCUCUAGAUUUAACAGCUCUUUCAGCACUGCAGGCUGAUGGGUGGACUAGCCAUCUCAGGCCUUUUCAUAAGACAUGCACAGGAGUUUGAAACCCUGAGCUGUUUCUCUGUCCCGCCCUCCUCAGUGUCAGUUUCCCUUCUCAGUUAGCGUCGGCAGCCCUGUUGGUCAGCAGUGGCCGCGGGCUGCCCUCUCUCUCCAUUCUCUCUGGCCACAGGGACAAAGAUGCAAGUUGAAGAUCCAUGCAUGCAGGUGCAGCAGGGAGGGAAGGGAAGCAGGGAAACAGCAUGCCGGAAACGGACCGCUGUUUCCUGUUCAGCUUUUCUCCUCGCAGCUUUCUUUAUUUUCAUCCCAAAUGAUGUAGAAAAUGGCAUUUUCCUGGUAGGUCACGGUUGCUUUGCUUUCCCAUUGGUUUGCCUCUCGCGAGUGGCCGGGGUGCUUGCUGCAGCAGCACGUCUGCUAAAAUUGGAACCAUGUUGAUGUCUUUGAAUCUUUUCCCUCCCACCCCCAAGUUAUCCUUCAGGUGUUCCCACUUUUUCUUCCCAGACACGUUGCUAGAUUUUGAACAUUAAUGCUCACAUUUCCUAAGUACUGGCCUAGCUUCUGCCGACCCUGAUCCCACAAGUCUUCACCUCUGUCAGUUCUGUACACGGCCAAGCAUGCCAGACUCCCUGCACACCGACCAAACUGCACCCUGCCCUGCAGGGACCAUUCCAUGUACCCUUCUUCUCCUCCUCCAGAGCCGCCUUUGCCAAAUAUCCCUGCCUUUCCCCACCUGGAAACAUGCAAUGUGCGUGAAAGAGUUGAUACAUGCAAAGCAACCCAAACUGGGCUCUGUACUUUGGAAAAGAAAGCAUACGGAUACUGGCAGUGUUGUCACACAUUAACAGAAACUUUGCGCGGUCAGGCCAUGGGAGACUUGUGAGAUGUGUUUUGAAUGUAUAACAAUAUGCAGGAGGGUUUCUUCUGUGAUAGUUGCUGUUGGCCAAUAUUCCUCUCUUAUAGUAGAAUAAAAAUAUUUGUGAAAUAAAACUGAUUUUAACAGGAGAAGCAGGUGAACAGAGUUAAUGUUGGAGUGUCCAAAAAUCUGAGAAAAUAGGUCUUAUCGUACAUUAGGAUGAGAUUUUGAUUAUUUAGAGUGAUCCCAGUGAUUUCACUUGUGCUCUCUGAUCUCCGAGUGCCGUGGUGUCAGUAAAGGGAAAGAAAGUCAGUGUGAAUUGGAGGAAUUAGCUGACUACAGUAAAGUGAAAGAAAUGCUCACAAUCCUCAAAGUAUGAAGCAGCCCCAGUUUUCCAAGGACAAUCAUGAAAAAGGCCCAGAGAAAGAAGGAAAUAAAAACCUGUCUGCUACUGAAGCCCCUUCAGCGCCAUGCCUAGACAAAGCCCACUCUAAGGGCAGAAGAGAGUAGAUCUAUUAUACCAGUUAGAAAAACCUGCCUUCUUGGCUGUGUUUCCAAGGACACAACAGGGUGGAAAAGAGGCGCUAGUGAUGAUGAGGACUUCCAAAUGAUCCCGAUGAUCCAGACCUUUGUGUAGCUCAGGCAGGAGAAGUGUAGAAAAGCUACUGUCAGGAGUUAGUCAAGCAGAGUGUUUUAUGGUGGAGGAUGUCCCACCUCCGUCAGGGCAGUGGACUCUGCUUGGUGCGACGACCUCUUUGUAGAACAUCAUUGAUCCCCAGCCUGCCAGGCUUCCUAUCUUGUAGAGAACAUCCUCACCGAUGCUCUUUAAUCGGAGCCUCCCGAAUUUAAUCUGGAAGACAACAUGUUUAGAAAUCAAAACAGAUUUACAAAAGAGCACAGGGAGUCCUCUGAGUUGCAGUUCAAUUCAUUUUAAUUGGAAAAUUAUGAAAAGGGGAAUAACAUUCUGAAUCUAGCACAGUGCCUUGCCUGGACUAGUAUUAUGAAAAUAGCUUAUUAAUGACCUAAAUGAUUGAAAAGAUGUAAGGAAGAAGGGCUGUAUGUCCUAAUGUAAAGUAGAGGCAGACAUGAGAUGCCUGGUGUUUUGGAAAGCGACCAAAGGUGACCAGAUAUAGAUUCGGCAUCUCCAGUGUCCUCAUGUGCCUGUCCUCAAAGUUCCCUCGCAUUGUAGGUGACAGGUGAGGCAAGGUACUUACUGUGGAGAAGGAACCCCAUAGUUCCUGUACCCUUAACGAGGUUCUCAGAGUGUGGUACCAGGCCAGCAGUAUCAGCAUCACCUGCAAAUACUGGGUCUGUAUCCAGACCUACUAAGUCACUAUUGCUAGGUAACACUGGACCCAGUAAUCUACUUCAACAAAUCCUCCAGGUGAUUGGUGUGUGCUGAAGGUGAGAACCACCACGCUAUGCCAUUCCAACUCACUCCCAAAGAGAAAGAAAUGAGCACCUACAAACGGGAGGGACCCAAGUGCCUACCUACUCACUAACAGCAGGUGCAAACCCAACGAAGAGCUUGGUGGGCUUAGGGCCAGAGGAAGAUGCUGAGGGACGGAUGUAGAAGGUAUAUUCAGGGCAGGCUAAAAAUCUGAUACUGCAACAUUUUCUAAAGCGCCGGAAGGCAAACUGUGCAUGCUGUACCUGAACUACCCAACCAACGUUUCCUCCUUUGCCUUACUCCUAAUUGGAUUCCCUGUCCAAAAUGCAGAGGUUUGCUUUGCUUUUUUUUUUCAGAAGUUCCAAACAGCAACUUUGAGAGCAGUGGGGUGCUUGGCAUCCGUUCUGUGUUUUCCAGGAUUCCAACUGAGCAUUGAAAUCCUCAUUUGCCAACUUAUUUUUAUAGGAAGCCAAUUUAAAAACAAUGAAAGUUUUCUUAUAGUAUUGGAACUAAUUCUAAUUUUAAAAUGACUUUUUUGAUGUAUUUUUUGUUAAAUACUAUGUAGUGUAAUGUAUAAUUGCUCUUGUUUAUUGCUUUUACAAUCAUAUUUAUUAAACAGAUAAUGUCUCUAAA